AGGGCUGAGUGGGGGUUUGGAAAGGCCUUUUCCAGCCCUUGUAGUUCAAUUUAUAGGUCCUCCAUACUCACACCCACGUACAGGCACAGACACACAUACAUAGACAGCAGAGCCCAGUAGACAAAGUCAGGAUGUGACAUCAUCCACAGGAAGAGAAGCCAAACAACUUUUUCUCUCUUUAGUGUGUUGUCUGUGCUGUUGAGUGAAGUUGGAGCCUUUCGGUCUGUUAGUGGUGGGAAGAGAAGGAGAGGAUACAGAGGAGCUGGAGGGGGGCAGAGCAGCUGGAGCUGUCCUCCACAGGGAGUUUAAAGUCAAGCGGUCCGGCGCCAUCCUCCCUGAACUUUCCACGACUUUCCACCACAUUCCAGACCCUCCGCUGUAGGAUUUCAGCCAGAAGCGUCCUGCCAUCUGAAAACAAGAGCUCCCUGCAAUCUUUACAUGACAGACGCUGACCCCCUGCGACCUGAUUUCCAAGCUGAAACCAGCCUGGUUCUAUCUCUCAGAAAGGUCACACUUUAUCAAACUCCAAACUAAUUAUUAUUCUGGAGAGCUUAUUCUCCCCUUAUCUCAGGGGAAACGACUGAGUCAAUGGCGUUGUGUCUUGGACAAGUGUUCAGCAAAGACAAAACGUUCAGGCCAAGGAAGCGGUUUGAACCGGGCACCCAGCGCUUUGAACUCUACAAGAAGGCCCAGGCCUCGCUCAAGUCUGGCUUGGACCUGAGGAAAGUGGUUCAGCUGCCGGAGGGAGAGAACAUCAACGACUGGAUAGCUGUUCAUGUGGUGGAUUUCUUUAACAGGAUCAACUUGAUCUAUGGCACGAUGAGCGAGUUCUGCACCGAGCGCACGUGUCCCAUCAUGUCUGGGGGGCUGAGGUACGAGUACAGGUGGCAGGACGGUGACGACUACAAGAAACCCACCAAGCUGCCCGCUCUCAAGUACAUGAACCUGCUGAUGGACUGGAUAGAGUCGCUCAUCAAUAAUGAGUAUAUCUUCCCCACCAGAGUAGGUGUACCUUUCCCCAAGAACUUCCAGCAGGUGUGCAAGAAGAUCCUGAGCCGUCUCUUCAGGGUGUUUGUGCAUGUUUACAUCCAUCACUUUGACAGCAUCUGCAGCAUGGGUGCAGAGGCCCACAUCAAUACCUGCUACAAGCACUACUACUACUUCAUCUCAGAGUUCAACCUCAUUGAUCACUCUGAACUGGAGCCCCUGGUGAGACAGUAGCCUCAGACCUCCGAUGUGUGAGGAAAGAGAUGACAGAGAAGAUAUGCAAUUAAACAAAAAACACCUGGACAAAGGAGUUUACAUUUUGGCAUUAUCUGAGCCCCGUGAGAAAUCAUCGGCUUCUAAACACUCAAAACAAAGAACAAUUUUACAUAAAGUUGUAUGAGUGGUUUUCUAGGCAUAACUGGGAAGCUCCACUGACUUACCACACUUCUUCAGAUGGUGGCACUGUGCCUUCACAGAGGUUUUUACUUACAGUAAUUACGGUGGUUGAUGCCACCAUUAUAGGACUUUGUGUUGGUUUAUAAUAUCCUCCUACAUUUCCUGUACUAUGCUUUUUCUUUUCUCCUGUGCAUGUAUGUUUAUGUUUUAUAUAUCGUGUUGAGUCUUAUUUUGUUGAAUGAAAGUUUGUUUUUUAUUUGAUGUCAGUGUUUUUAUGUUUGAACAUAAAAAUGCAGCCUAAAAUGAUCUGUGUUUUGCAGAUGUUUGCAAAAAAAGUUUAUGUAUUGCACUGCACCACAAAAAUAAAUACAAAAACAUUGGA
Siniperca chuatsi (mandarin fish) is the source of this 1765-nucleotide messenger RNA. It is a transcript of the gene mob3c, whose product is annotated as MOB kinase activator 3C. The record is from RefSeq and is a predicted model, not a curated record. Gene Ontology annotation, biological process: signal transduction; positive regulation of protein phosphorylation. NCBI's taxonomy places the organism in Eukaryota, Metazoa, Chordata, Actinopteri, Centrarchiformes, Sinipercidae. The transcript has 4 exons. Bases 589 to 1221 code for a protein of 210 amino acids. Gene Ontology annotation, cellular component: nucleus; cytoplasm. Gene Ontology annotation, molecular function: protein kinase activator activity.